Molecule: messenger RNA, 419 nt
Organism: Brassica oleracea var. oleracea
Lineage: Eukaryota; Viridiplantae; Streptophyta; Magnoliopsida; Brassicales; Brassicaceae
Exons: 1
Coding region: 12-230 (72 amino acids)
Source: RefSeq, a predicted model, not a curated record
UCUCAAGAUCGAUGGGGUUGGUGGUGGUCAUAUCUCUUCCUCUAAUUUUCUUCUGCCUUCUUCUCGGAUUCGGCUGCUACUUUCUUGGCAAAUCUCGUGGCCGUCGUGAGAUCCAUACAAAUCCUCAGGUGUAUGGAGCUCCUGCUCCACCUCCCGGUGCAAUCAUCUCCGCAGCCUCCUCUCCGCCCUUGUCUCCUUGCACCAAGCCCGACAACUCCCACAACGUCUAAUUUUCAAUCUCCUUCUCUACUGGAAGAUGCUUUUGUUUGAUUCAUUGUGAAUUGCUGUAUGAUUUUAUUUUAUUCUUUGCGAAUAUGUUCCUUUCUUGUUUGGUGGAUUUUCUUAUGUAAAUUUAGAGCAUUUAAUGUCAUUAAAAAGUUCAAGGAGUUUUAUGGUUUCAAGAAUUUGUUUCCAACAGA